Molecule: messenger RNA, 1922 nt
Organism: Thalassophryne amazonica
Lineage: Eukaryota; Metazoa; Chordata; Actinopteri; Batrachoidiformes; Batrachoididae
Gene: uros
Product: uroporphyrinogen III synthase
Exons: 9
Coding region: 326-1111 (261 amino acids)
Biological process (GO): uroporphyrinogen III biosynthetic process
Molecular function (GO): uroporphyrinogen-III synthase activity
Source: RefSeq, a predicted model, not a curated record
AAUUUCUGCACUGUUUUGUCCUUUUUCGUACCUUUUUUGUACCUUGCAAAUAAGAAGACAAAUGUUCGAGGAGUCGUCUGCUUUUCUGGGAGUUUUUAAAAUUGUUAUUGUUUACGUCCGGUAAUUGUGACGUCUACAGAAGCUACAGAGUAAAUACACACCAAUUAUCAUAAUUUAAGAGUUUUCUUAUCAGCGGGUAGCAUGUGUCUGAGUGCAGCCCAGGCUGUUAUCUCUUCACACCCUCACAGCAAAUGUUUACAGAAGCGAGCUCUUCAUUUUGUCAAAAUUAGCGUUUGCAUUUCUUGAGACAUAUUUGCUCAUCAAGAUGCAUGUACUGCUUCUGAAAGAGCCGAGAGAUAGAGAUUCCGGACCUGACCCUUACAUUAAGGAGCUAGCAUCACGUGGACUUAAAGCAACUCUAAUACCUGUGCUGUCCUUUAAGUUUGUCGCCCUAAAUGCUUUGACUGAUAAGCUUUUCCAGCCAGAAAAACAUGGAGGUCUCAUUUUUACCAGUCCACGAGCGGUGGAAGCUGUAAAAAUGUCCUUGGAAGGAGAGGAAAGAAGGGAAGAAUGGAAUGCCUCUGUAAAAGACAAAUGGAACACAAAGUUGGUCUACGUUGUUGGAAAAGCAACGGCUGCAUUAGUCCAAAAUCUGGGCCUGAACUCAUGUGGCGAGGACACAGGAACAGCGGAGAUUCUGUCACGCGUCAUCAUUGAACGUGAGAACACAGAUAUUUUACCGCUUUUCUUCCCCUGUGGCUCCAUCAAAAGAGAGGUUUUGCCCACGGCUCUCAGAGAAAACGGCCUGCCUCUAGAGACUCUGACUGUCUAUCAAACCGCUGAACAUCCAGAUCUGGAGAAGAAUCUAAAGAACUAUUUCACAGAACAGGGUACUCCAGCCUGCAUCGCUUUCUUCAGUCCAUCAGGAGUGAAAUUCUGUCUUGAGCUGGUACGAGAGCUGUCAGGUGAACAGCUGCCUCAGAUUAAGUUUGCAGCAGUUGGACCUACGACGCGAGAUGCUAUGACAUCGGAAGGACUGUGUGUGAGUUGUACCGCAGAAAAGCCAACAGCUGAACACCUGGCUGCAGCCAUAGCCAAAGCUCUGGAGUAACCAUGCACCAAACCCACCCAGUAUCUCUUUUUGUCUAUUUGUACCCGAGGCCAUCAAAAUAUGGCCAUCGGCUAUUUUAAAGGCUUUUCAUCCGUCCAGUUCUAUUAUUGCCAGGGUCUUCAUAUUCACAGGGAACAUUCUUGGGACACAGACCUUGGACAAGUUCAAAGAUGGCUAACCUUGACCUAUUUUAAGGAGAUAAAAAGUCUUUCUGUUUCAAUCUGAUCGGUUUUGAGUGAUGGGGGUGACAAUCAGAGUAGACCUGCACCGUGACGUCAGUCGCUGGUCUCUACAAAGCUGCUUUGUUUUGUGUGAUUAUACACAUUUGUCAUAUAUUAUGUAAAAACUAGCGAGAAAUAAACACUUCUAAAACUGAAAAACGCUGUUUUUGUAACCUGAUAACACCUCUGGAAUCGUUUACACAACAUUUUCAGACGUUAGCUUCCACACUUUCACUAACUUCCUAUGGAGUUAAAUUUGUCUCAGUAACUGCAAAUGCACAGAGGGUGAGCUACAAAUAUUCCUUGAUUUACACAACAUGAACAAAUGAUUUGAUUUGAACAUGUACAAAUUGUACACAAGACAGUAGGAUCUUAAUAAUUAAACAACUGCAAAUUAUAAAGAACGCAAUGCUCAUAUGGGCAAGGGUAUUUUAUUUUUCUUAUACUGUUACACUUUAACUGUCAAUAACAUGCACUCUUGAAAUAGUUCAUGGUUUUGUGUCUCAAAAGCCAUAAAAGAUUAAAUGACUACAAUAAGAAUUGUAAUGUUAAGUUUGUGUAAAGUUAAUAAAAUCCUUCUUUUAAAAUUG